Apaloderma vittatum (bar-tailed trogon) is the source of this 2664-nucleotide messenger RNA. RefSeq names its product chondroitin sulfate proteoglycan 4-like. The transcript has 5 exons. The record is from RefSeq and is a predicted model, not a curated record. The annotation marks the transcript as partial. NCBI's taxonomy places the organism in Eukaryota, Metazoa, Chordata, Aves, Trogoniformes, Trogonidae.
CUGUGGGAAGGCACCACGGCUGUCAUCGGUCCCCACAUCCUGAGCGCUGAGGACGAGGACUCCCCGGCAGAGGAGGUGACCUACUCCAUCCAGCCCCCAGCGAAUGGGAAGGUUGUGCUGAGGUCAGCACCUGGCACUGAGGUCCAGCGGUUCACCCAAGCCCAGAUAAACAACGGCCUCAUCCUCUUCGUGCACCAAGGUAGGGCUGAGGUGCCCCAGCCCCUUGGCAGCACCCCAUGGGGCACUGCAGCCCCCUGCCUCCCAUAAAUGCCCAGCUCUGUGCUUUCCACAGGGCCCCUGGAUGGGGGAUUCGCCUUUGACCUAUGGGAUGGUGAGAACCUGUCUCCUGGGCACUUCUUCCUCGUCAGGGCCCAGAGAGAGCCCUUCAUCAGCCUGGCCAAGAAGCAGAGCCUCACUGUCUGCCCAGGUUCCCUGCAGCCCAUCACCAGCCAGAACCUGCAGGCAGUGAGCAACAGCCCUGCCAGCUCCACCGCCCUGUACUACAGCAUCGAGCAAGCCCCGCGCCUGGGCAGGCUGAGCACCUCCCAGGGGGAGGAAAUCAGGAAUUUCACCCAAGCCCAGGUGGACAAUGGGUUGAUUUUCUACCAGCAUGAGAUGUCAGAGAAGCCCUUUUGGCUAGCCCAAGAUGCCAUUCGCUUCCGUGUGGUUGCUCCCACCACCAUCUCUGAUUCCUUCAUCCUCCUCGUGCUGAUCUCCUUUGAGGCCCAGUGUCCCGAGCGCUCGACUCAGCUAUGGAGAAAUGCAGGGCUCCAGCUGGCAAGGGCUCAACAGGCCAAGAUCAACACCUCAGUGCUGGACGCUUCCAACCUCCUAAGCCAAAUCCUGGUCCCCGAGAGGGCUGCACAUGAUGUUGUCUUCCUGGUGACCGGGCUGCCGGCUCACGGACAGCUCUUAGUGGCCGGUGUGCCUCUGGAACAGUCACGGCCGUUCUUCCUGCAGUCAGACCUGGUCACAGGACAGCUGGUGUACGCCCAUGGUGGGGAUGACAUCUCUGAAGACUCUUUCAGAUUUAAGGCUUGGCUUCGCCCCCGGGCACAGCAGUCCAUCCGUCCUCCACAGGAAGGAGUGGUCAUCUCCGAAGCUUUCAACAUCACUGUGACCAGCAGCAGCAGCAAGCCACUGCGGGUGGUGAGGCGACAAAAAGUGUUGCAGGUCCCAGCAGGCUCCAUGGUGACCUUAUCCCAGGAGUACCUCGAUGUGGCAGAUCCAUCGGUUUCCCCAGAGGAGUUGGUGUACAGCAUCUUCCAGAGACCCCUCACUGGCCACCUUGCCAACGCCUACAACCCACGGGAGCCCAUCAACCGCUUCACCCAAGCAGAUGUCAACACAGGCCACGUGGUGUUUGUUGCCACCAGGAGCCGUGCCCCAGGGUCCUUAGCCCUGAGCCUCUCCGAUGGCCGCCACCCACCCACCUUGACCUCACUGGAGAUCAAGGUGCUACCUGCAGUGAGCACUGCUGCCAGCCCGGUGCUGCUGGAGGUGCCCCAAGACCUGAACAGGGCCUCUGUGUCCCACCGCCACCUCCUGGGAGCUGCACAGCGAGUGACAGGCAACCCCCUGUACAGGAUCACCAGGGACCCCAGGUUUGGCCAAGUGCAAGUCAACCAGAAGCCGGCACGGAGCUUCUCACAGAAGCAGCUGGACCGUGGGGAGGUGACCUUCACUUUCACUGACCUCACCUCUCCUGAAGAUGACUUCCAGUUCCUCGCCACGUCACGGGCAGCAAACAGGACCGGCACGGUGAACGUGACCGUUCGCGCAUUGGUGAAAGCUCGGCCGGGCAGCAUGUGGCCCAGGGGCACCACAGUCCUCCUGGACACCAGCAUCCUCGAUGCCAGCCAGCUGGCCAACCACACCAAGAGUGUCCCAGUCUUCAAGAUGCACAGGGCGCCCCGUGCCAGCCGUCUCGUGAGGGGCUCCCGAGACUCACAACCCACCACACCCAUUGAGACCUUCAGCCAGAGCGAGCUGGAGCAAGGGCUGGUUGGGCUGGAGGUGCUGGAUGCUGGGGAGAAGCCCCAGCCUCUGCAGGGCGACAGCUUUGUCUUUGAGCUGUCAGCCACCGGCGUGCCACCGGCACUGGCAUCCCUGGGGUACAGCACUGAACCCUACAACACCUCCAAAGCCUACAGCGUCACCGUGCUCACAGUCCCCCUGGCACCCUCACCCCGAGUGCCCCAGGGCACAUCGUGGAGCAGCCCCAACGCAAGCGAGCUGGGGAUGGUCCCCACCACCUGGCCGGGCCCUGGUGCCACCACCAGUCCCGCGGAGGGGGGUACCUUCCUCAGCUUCAUCGAGGCCAACAUGUUCAGCAUCAUCAUCCCCAUCUGCCUCAUCUUGCUCCUCCUGGCCCUCAUCCUGCCCCUUCUCUUCUACCUGCAUAAGCGCAACAAGACGGGGAAGCACCACGUCCAGGGCACCCCCUCCUCCAAGGCCAAAAACGGGGCUGUGCCAGACCAGGAGACAUUCCGGAGGACGGACCCCAACCAAGGCAUCCCCCUAACAACUGUCAAUGCCCUGGAGGGCAAGGGCACAGGUCCCCCACCCCAGGGCACGGGUCCUGGGGCACCACCGGAUCCCGAGCUCCUCCAGUACUGCCGGACUUCCAACCCCACUUUGAAAAACAACCAGUACUGGGUGUGA